This is a messenger RNA of Penicillium expansum, 501 nucleotides long. RefSeq lists its product as uncharacterized. Bases 1 to 501 code for a protein of 166 amino acids. The transcript has a single exon. Lineage: Eukaryota; Fungi; Ascomycota; Eurotiomycetes; Eurotiales; Aspergillaceae. The record is from RefSeq and is a predicted model, not a curated record.
AUGUUGGAAGCUACUCCAGAAGAUAAUUAUUUGGCUCAACUCAUCGCAGCUGCACCUAGCGCAGGCGGGAGCUUUGCUCGCAGUAUUCCCCUUUCUUCUAGAUUCAUACAACCGGGAAUUCCUCCCAUGAAUGAACAUUUCGACUUGGCUGUACCUACUACAGUACCACCUCCGACGACUCAGAUGACGGAUCUUGCGGGGCUUCACUCCUGGGACCUAGAAUUUCCCAUCUCAUCCGGCAGCAUGACAAAAUUGACUAGUCAAGACGCUGCCAUGGAUGACUACCUUCCGACAACAUCUUCGUUUCCCUCUCUAGAUGUUGGAAUUGCCGAUCAUGCGGAGUUACAGGCGCUAGAGGGCUGGCCGCUCUUUCAGUGCAACCCCGUCACACCAUCGUCUGCAGAACUCUGCAAAGCCCAUAAAACCCAUAGCCCAGCCCAACCCGACCCGCAAAUGGGUUGGGCUUUGGACCCUACCUUCAGGCCCACCGAUGGGCUAUGA